Molecule: messenger RNA, 1410 nt
Organism: Necator americanus (New World hookworm)
Lineage: Eukaryota; Metazoa; Nematoda; Chromadorea; Rhabditida; Ancylostomatidae
Exons: 12
Coding region: 1-1410 (469 amino acids)
Source: RefSeq, a predicted model, not a curated record
AUGGCACGCAUAACACGAUUCCUGGUUUGCCUUCUUCUGGCCGUUGUCGGUCUCCUCAAUGCGUCACCAAAACAACAUGUGUUUGGCUUCGGAAAAAGAGGUGGUGAAGCACUGGGCGAUCCAGAAGUCGACUGGAACGCGAUGUCGAAACGACUGAGCAAUGGAAAAUUCAUGAUGGGAUUUGGCAAACGAGGGCUGAAUAAACAAUUUACAAUGGGUUUCGGAAAGCGAGUCCCUGCUGAUGAAGAACUGCUAAGCGAGGACUAUAUCGACCAAAGUGGUAGGACCUCGUUGUUAACGAAGGGACUAGGAAAGCGGCUUUACGGACUCAAUGACCUUCCCGGCCUCAGAACAAUCCAGUACAUGGGUCUCGGAAAGCGAAGUGUUCUUUCUCGGGAAGUAGCAGCAAAUCUGCGAAGAUUCAAUCUUGGCCUUGGACGGCUACAAAUUGAUGGAUCCAACGUGGUUUUUAUAUCGGAAUUGCGGAAUCGCACUGUAGUGAAAGAACCACCAACCACCCGAAACAUGGGAUACCUGCCCUGGCUAUUUCUGUUCUACAUAUUCUUUUUUACCGAUGCGGGUGUCAUAAGAACAAAACGAGGUGGUUAUGAACGACCAUACAUCCCACCACCACAACCUUACGUUCCUCCAGCGCCACCACCGCAACCUUACGUUCCUCCAGCACCAAAACCCUACGUUCCACCACCACAACCUUACGUUCCUCCAGCGCCACCACCACAACCUUACGUUCCUCCAGCACCAAAACCCUACAUUCCACCACCAAUGCCCAGCUAUGGUAGACCUAGCUAUGGUGGCGGUGGUAUGCCCAGCUAUGGUGGUGGUGGAGGUGGCUACGGAUACGGCAGAUCUGGUGGUAUGGGUGGAUUAGGAGCACAAGUUGCAAGAUCGGGGCCUGAAGCAGUAAAAUCAGGAUCUGGAGAUCCUGGAAUGGGACUAGCUGCAGAUCUACCGCAACAGUCGGCUCCUGGCGAAGCAGCGCAACCAUCUUUGUUAUCCGCUGAAAAAGUUCCCGAUACAAGUAUCAGUGCUUCUGAACAGGGCGAACGGAAUCGAAGUUUAUUGAAAGAACAACCAACCGACCGAAACAUGGGAUACCUGCUCUGGCUAGUUCUGUCCUUCAUAUUCUAUUUUUGCGAUGCGAGCGACGUUAGACAUGGUAGAUCUGGGUAUGGUGGCAGUGGUAGACCUGGCUACGGUGGCUAUGGUGGAGGUAGCUACGGAUACGCUGGAUCCGGUAGUUUCAGUGGAUUAGAUGCGCAAGUUGUAAGAUCGGGACCCAAAGGAGGACAACCAUCUUUGUUAUCCGCUGAAAAAGCUCCCGAUUCAAGUAUCAGUGCUUCUCAACAGGGCGAAGUAAGAUCAUUCCAGCGAUUUCACAGAAGAUUUUAG